AUGCCUUCGGUCAACGGCAAUUCAAUGCCACCGGGCUUAAGCAAGAAUGCUCCCUGGUUAGUCCGCGAUAUAACAAUUCUGGCAGACGGGAUGGACGACGGACCCAAGCCACCGAUCAGAGACCAGCAACCUGUGCCAGCCGACGCCGGCAUGACUGAUCUUCUGGCCAAGAUGAUAGCGCUUUUGGAGGCAAUGCAGACUCCCAAGACGUCCACUGAGGUUGCUGCAGAAGCCUUAGCACGCGGAAUCACGCCGUUCACGCACGCUCCUGAGCAGAACCUUACGUUCGAUGUCUGGUUCCAGCGCUACCGAUCGACGUUCUUGGAGGACGGCAAGAAUCUCACGGAUGCGGGGCGAGUGAGGCUUCUCAUCAGGCGUCUCGAUGCCUCUUCUUAUGAGAAAUACUCCAGCAAUCUUUUGCCGCGCAACCCAUCAGAUCUCACGUUCGACGAGAGUGUCAAGUGCCUCACCAAACUCUUCGGCAAGGGAGAGUCACUUUUCUGCACGCGCAGAAAGUGCCUGCAACUCGUGAUGAGAGACUCCGACGAUCUGACGACUCACGCAGGCAUCGUCAAUCGACACUGCGAGAAUUUUCGGCUUACUGAGUGUACAUCAGACCACUUUAAGGCGAUCAUCUUCGUGUUGAGUCUCCAAGGCGACAAAUAUGUUCUUGUCAGAGAACAGCUACUCACGAAACUUGAGACAGAGCCCUCGACGAACAUCACGCUGGAUUUUAUGCUGGAAGAAGCUAAGCGCCUCCUCAACAUAAAGAGCGACUCCAGAGCUGAUGCGCCUCUGCCCACAUGUACUGAUUGCGACUCAAUUGGUCAUAAAUCCGGCUAUUGUCCACCUCAGACGAGCAAUAAAAGUGGACAGAAAUCCGGGAACAAUGCGCAGAGUAAAAAUGCAAAACGUCGCAAUACUUCCAAGAAGAGUGGCAAAUCAAAUGCGCAGCCACGAACAAAUGCUGUGUAUUCUGCAAAAAGAUUUGGGAGGCGAUAUCUUUCCGCUGGGAUCAAUGGGCAAAUCAUCGAGUUCCAAUUGGAUUGCGCAGCAGAUUUGUCAAUCAUCUCUCGAACCACGUGGGAAGCUAUUGGGAAGCCGCAGCUCUCCCCAGUUUCCAUCGCCGUGAGAGACGCCCAAGCUAAUCAGAUUCCACUUGAGGGCGAACUUGAAUGCCGGAUUAGCUUCCUGGGCAAAGAGAUUAGCGGCCGGUGUCUCGUAUCCAGCCACACCCGCACAAAUCUCUUCGGCAUCGAGUGGAUAGAAGCUUUUGGACUCUGGGGCAUUGCGCCAAAUGCCUUCUGCAACGCUGUGGAGAAAGACCUGGACACUAGGCAGGCUGUUCAGGAGCUUCAGCGAGAAUUUCCCACUGUCUUCAGCACAGAGAUGGGCCUAUGCACAAAAGCAUGUGCCACUAUCCACCUCAAGAGCGAUGCCACACCUGUCUUCCGCCCGAAGAGGCCAGUUGCCUUCCACGUGAUGAGGACAAUUGACGAGGAACUCGAACGUCUCCAGUCAUCCGGAAUCAUAUCACCGGUCGAGUUCUCAUCUUGGGCAGCUCCAAUUGUCGUGGCACGGAAGCCAAACGGCAAGAUCCGAAUCUGUGGGGAUUAUUCUACAGGACUCAACGAGGCAGUCGAGACGAAUUGCUUCCCCAUCCCGGAUCCGGAUAGCUUGUUCAGUAACUUCUCUGGCAAGCGAUUCUUCAGCCACAUUGAUCUCUCCGACGCUUAUCUGCAAAUUCCCGUCGACGAAGAGUCUAGCAAGCUCCUCACAAUCCACACGCCUCGCGGAUUGUUCCGCUUCAAUCGACUCCCUCCUGGCAUUCGUAGUGCUCCAGGAAUUUUCGAGGAAAUCGUCGAACGGAUGCUCCAGGGAAUCCCAGGUGUCAUAUCGUACUUUGAUGACAUCUGCGUGGCCAGCGCCAGCGCCGAGGAACAUUUUUCUACACUUAGAGCUGUCUUCGCGCGCCUCCAGGAAUACAAUUUCCGAGUGAAGCUGGAAAAAUACGAAAAAGGCCUGAGCCCUGAUCCUGGAAAUAUCGACGCUAUCAAGGAGAUGCCCGCGCCCAAGAAUAUUCACGAGCUUCGCAGUUUUCUUGGCGCCGUGCAGUUCUGGGGGAAAUUCGUGCCGAACAUGAGUGAAAUUCGCGCCCCCAUGGACUAUCUCCUUAAGAAAGGCGUUCGAUGGCGAUGGACGCGGGACUGUGCGAGUGCUUUUAGGCGUUUCAAGGAAAUCUUAAGCUCCAACCUGCUCUUAACGCACUACGACCCGAAUAUGCCGAUAUUUGUUGCCUCCGAUGCUUCUUCCCACGCAAUUGGGUGUGUUGCGUAUCAUAAACUCCCGGAUGGAAGUCUGAAGGCCUUCUAUCAUGCGUCCAGGAAGCUCACAGACACCGAAUCUCGAUACAGCCAGAUCGAGAAAGAGGCUCUAGCGAUCAUCUUUGCAGUGAAGAAGUUCCACCGCUAUAUCUACGGGCGGAAAUUCAACUUGAUGACCGACCACAAGCCUCUUGUGUCCAUCUUCGGCAGCAAAAACGGCAUUCCUGUCCACACCGCAAAUCGGCUGCAACGCUGGGCCCUCAUCCUUCUCGGAUACGACUUCGAGAUUCAGUAUAUGCCCACGGACAAAUUUGGGCAUGCUGACGUGCUCUCUCGACUCAUCUCGGCGCAGAGGCGUGAUCAGGAUGAUGAAGUAAUCAUCGCGCAGAUCGAGUCAGAGGAGGCCCUGGACGAUGCAGUCACUCGAGAUGCAGCAUCACAACUUCCGGUUGACUACAUGAUGAUUAACCGCGCUUCUCAGACAUCACGGACGCUCCAAGACGUCGCAAAAUACAUCAUCGGUGGAUGGCCAUCCACGGAGAAGGCCAUAAAGUCCAGGGAAGUUGCGCAAUACUACAAGAUUCGUGAUGCUCUCUCGUUAAUAAAAGGUUGCGUAUUUUACAGGGACAGACUGGUGAUUCCUGAGGCGUUCCGAGACAAAAUCCUGAAGCAACUACACGGAGCUCACCCAGGCAUGUCGCGCAUGAAAUCCUUGGCUCGAGGAUAUGUAUUUUGGCCUGGCAUUGACGGUCAAAUUGAACAGCGUGUCCGGAACUGCCAGGAAUGCGCCGCCGCCAGUAAAUCCCCUGUAAAAUCGCACCUUUCUUCAUGGCCAUUGGCGACAAGAUUCUGGCAAAGAAUCCAUGUCGACUAUGCCAAAUAUAAGACGGACUACUUUCUGCUCAUCGUGGAUGCCUUCUCAAAGUGGCCUGAGAUCUUCAAGACAUCAACGAUGACCGCGAACGUGACCAAGGACAAACUGCGCGAGUGCUUCGCAAGACACGGCUUGCCGGAAACUCUUGUGAGCGACAACGGCACGCAGUUUACCAGCGAAACCUUCGGCGACUUCUGCAAGGAGCACGGCAUUAACCAUGUCCGCACGGCGUCCUACUGCCCUGCCAGUAACGGUCAAGCAGAGCGUUUUGUCGACACACUCAAACGGUCGCUGGAAAAGCAGAAAAACGUCCCUCUCGACACGGCCUUACAAAACUUCCUGGCGAACUAUCGAGUGACGCCGAAUGAGAAUUCGCCGGAAGCAAAGUCCCCAUACGAAGUGGUGUAUGGUAAGAAGGGCCGCACAAUCUUCGACCUUCUUAAGGAGCCUCAGCAGGAGCCAAUCCGACGGAAUGAGAAGAUGGAAGAGGCUUACAACCGUCGUCAUGGCACUAAAGCUCGCUCCUUUACGAGGGGGGAGGAGGUUUACGCCAAACUUUACGCUCAAGGUGGCGUAAAAUUCAAAUGGACAUCUGGAGUAGUGAUCGAGCAUCGAGGAUCCGUUAACUACAACAUCCGACUGGCCAAUGGAACUCUUAUACGCUCUCAUAUCAAUCAAUUGAGACGUCGUCAUUCCGGGGCGAAUCAAACAUCAGAUUGUUUGCCACUGCCCACUACGUCUCGAGGAUCUGGCCCUACUCCAGCCCCACUCCCGGCGCCGUCCACCCAAUCGACGCCUGGCACACCAAACAGACCGAUUACAAUAUCGCUGCCCUCCUCAACUGCCUCGGAUCAACCAUCACCGCCCGCACCAUUGACACCAGACACGCCACCAGCUCCUGCUGCUCGUCCUGCGCCUGGAACACCUAUUUAUAGACGUCAGCGCAAGUCCAUUGGAGUCCCAAGAAGGCUGGAGGAUCUGUUUUAA
This is a messenger RNA of Phlebotomus argentipes, 4185 nucleotides long. RefSeq lists its product as uncharacterized. The coding region runs from base 1 to 4185 and encodes 1394 amino acids. Gene Ontology annotation, molecular function: nucleic acid binding. NCBI's taxonomy places the organism in Eukaryota, Metazoa, Arthropoda, Insecta, Diptera, Psychodidae. Gene Ontology annotation, biological process: DNA integration. The transcript has 4 exons. The record is from RefSeq and is a predicted model, not a curated record.